UUAUCCAAGCCGCUGGGGUUGAGUAUAAAUAGAGAGAGGAGUCCUCCAAUGGUGGCCAGUGUCGUGUCAUUGGCUUCUUCCUUCAUCGCAGUCGCUUCACCUUCGUACUCGUCUUCCUUUGUUCUAACCAAACUCAGGUCCUCGCCCAGUCUCCGUCUCUCUUUCACAGUAUCUUCGCCCUUUUCUUCUCGCGGCAGAGGUGGGAGCCACAUGGCCCACACUAUCGCUCGCGCCACUCUCGGCCUCACUCAGAUUUCUCCGGCUUUUGAAGCUCCCGAGCUCACUUUCGCGUCGAAAGAGAUUGAUGUGACCGAAUGGAAGGGGGACCUGCUAGCUGUGGGCGUUACGGAGAAGGAUUUGGCCAAGGAUCAGAACUCGAAGUUCGAGAAUCCGAUUUUGAAGAAGCUGGAUUCGCAUUUGGGUGGUGUUUUGGCUGAGGUUUCGACUGAGGAGGACUUCACAGGGAAGUCUGGACAGUCUACGGUUGUUAGGCUUCCUGGUGUUGGAUCUAAGAGGGUGGGUUUGUUUGGGCUUGGGCAAACUGCCACGUCUACUGCAGCUUUCAAGGGCCUUGGGGAGGCAGCGGCGGUGGCAGCAAAGAGUGCGCAAGCUAGUGAUAUUGCUAUUGUGCUUGCUUCAUCGGAGGGGCUUUCUGCGAAAGCUUGCACAGCUUCUGCAAUAGCAUCUGGAGCUGCUCUGGGGAUAUAUGAAGACAAUAGGUAUAAAUCUGAGUCUAAGAAACCAGCUCUCAAGUCUGUGGACAUUCUUGGUCUUGGAACUGGACCUGAACUUGAGAAGAAGCUCAAGUAUGCUCAAGAUGUUGCUUCAGGAAUAAUAUUUGGGAAAGAGCUCGUGAAUUCACCUGCCAAUGUUCUGACACCCGGGAAACUAGCAGAAGAGGCCUCAAAUAUCGCUUCCUUAUACAGUGAUGUUUUAUCUGCAAAGAUAUUAAAUGAAGAGCAAUGCAAAGAUCUGAAAAUGGGUUCCUAUUUGGCUGUGGCUGCAGCCUCAGAAAAUCCUCCACACUUUAUUCAUCUGACCUACAAACCCCCUGGUGGACCUGCAAAGCUCAAGUUGGCGUUGGUGGGUAAAGGCUUGACUUUUGACAGUGGUGGCUACAACAUCAAGACAGGGCCUGGUUGUUCAAUUGAGCUUAUGAAGUUUGAUAUGGGAGGUUCAGCAGCUGUAUUAGGUGCAGCAAAAGCCAUUGGUCAAAUCAAACCAUCUGGUGUAGAGGUUCAUUUCAUUGUCGCAGCUUGUGAGAAUAUGAUAAGUGGAACAGGUAUGAGGCCUGGAGACAUUGUGACAGCUUCCAAUGGAAAAACCAUUGAGGUUAAUAACACUGAUGCUGAAGGAAGACUGACUUUGGCAGAUGCGUUGGUAUAUGCUUGUAACCAAGGUGUUGACAAGAUUGUUGAUCUGGCGACCUUGACUGGUGCCUGCAUAGUCGCCCUUGGACCCUCUAUAGCAGGUGUCUUCACACCCAGUGAUGACCUCGCAAAGGAGGUAUUUGCAGCCUCAGAGAUAAGUGGAGAAAAAUUUUGGAGGAUGCCAAUGGAGGAGAGUUAUUGGGAAUCAAUGAAAUCAGGAGUAGCUGAUAUGGUUAACACUGGUGGUCGUCAAGGUGGUGCUAUUAGUGCUGCUCUCUUCUUGAAACAGUUUGUUGAUGAAAAGGUUCAGUGGAUGCAUAUUGACAUGGCUGGUCCUGUUUGGAGUGAUAAGAAACGCACUGCGACAGGGUUUGCUGUUUCUACCCUAGUGGAGUGGGUUUUGAAGAACUCCUCUUAGGUGCCGCAGAAGUAUUGAAGAACACCAUCUGCAUGAGCUUAUACAGUGAAGAGAAAACAGAUGCGAUCUCUGAUGGGGUUGCAAGGCGCAACUUAAUUUAUGAAUAAAAUGUGCAGUAAAAGAAGAUGGUUAAAGGUCAAGGCAUAGUCCUUAUUUAUGCUUCUCUGUGAUGAGUCAACUAUUUUAUAUCUAUUUGGAAAAUGGAUUUUUUCUUCA
Messenger RNA from Argentina anserina (silverweed cinquefoil), 2004 nucleotides. Its product is annotated as leucine aminopeptidase 1-like. Gene Ontology annotation, biological process: proteolysis. The record is from RefSeq and is a predicted model, not a curated record. The transcript is spliced from 10 exons. NCBI's taxonomy places the organism in Eukaryota, Viridiplantae, Streptophyta, Magnoliopsida, Rosales, Rosaceae. Gene Ontology annotation, molecular function: manganese ion binding; metalloaminopeptidase activity. Gene Ontology annotation, cellular component: cytoplasm. Bases 49 to 1788 code for a protein of 579 amino acids.